AUGCAGACGAGGAGUACUUAUGAAGGACCAAGAGGAGCUUCUGGUUAUGAUGCAACCUUUGCUCCCCCGAGACAGGAACUGGUGUCUGGAGAGAGGAAGAGAAAAGCUCUGGUGGUGGUGGAGGAGGGGGGAGAGGCGUAUAAGCCGGUUCAGCCACUGGGGGUGCUUUCUUCUUUCUGCUUUCCAGAAUGUCAAUAUCCCAUAAAACCCAAUCCUGUGUGGUUGACCUAUGAGGAAGACUAUAUAGGGGAGAGACGGUCACUUGAUGAGUCUAGCCUCCGUGGCAGCGUUUGUGUCACCCUCUUGCCAGUCAUCCCAAGGAACAUUGGGAUGUUUGAAGCGGUUAGGUACUUGCCAAAGCAGCUCUUGAGACGAAUCACAUCCGCCUUUUCUACAACCUCCACCGUCCAUCUUGCGUUCAUAGACCGCCCGUCUCUGUCCUGGCUCACGGAUUCUUCAUCCUCCUCUGCUAGAAGAUACUUGUCGUGGUAG
Messenger RNA from Arabidopsis thaliana (thale cress), 492 nucleotides. RefSeq lists its product as uncharacterized. The coding region runs from base 1 to 492 and encodes 163 amino acids. Lineage: Eukaryota; Viridiplantae; Streptophyta; Magnoliopsida; Brassicales; Brassicaceae. The record is from RefSeq and is marked reviewed. The transcript has 5 exons.